Molecule: messenger RNA, 2639 nt
Organism: Chlorocebus sabaeus (green monkey)
Lineage: Eukaryota; Metazoa; Chordata; Mammalia; Primates; Cercopithecidae
Gene: CIMAP3
Product: ciliary microtubule associated protein 3
Biological process (GO): regulation of cell projection organization
Molecular function (GO): cytoskeletal protein binding
Source: RefSeq, a predicted model, not a curated record
UUACUUUCACUUUACUUGCUGCUGGCCCGGACUUUGGGACGUUCAGAACCCAAUUGUCCUUCCCUGUACAACAGCGCAUUCCUCUUGACUCAGCUUCCAAAGCUAUUUGCCACCCCGUCAACCCUGCAGCCCCUACAGCCGCGAAUCCAGGAAACCCUCUACCCGCAGCCCAGCUACUGAGUUUACAAUCCCCUGGGCUUUGGGCUCCAAGGUGCGGGUUCCUGCCCCAGUAGUGGCUCAGUGGACGCCGCAGCUUGUCGCGCAGACGCGCUCGGGCCCUCUCCCCCUCCCGGCGCUCCGCAACUGGGAAUCACGGGACUAGCCUCCGUUUCCUUGGCAACGCAGUACACAAGUGCUAGCCCUAGCAGCUCGCGAUGUGCUUCAGCAAAGCAGACGCCGAGGAUAACUACCCUUUUGGAACAUGUCAACAGAGGAAACUUUUUCCUCACUUCCAUCCCCCAAAUUUGAUUGGGAACAAGUUUGUCCCUCUUAGGGGAUCACCCCACAGAGGGCCUGGGUGUUACUUAUCAGAUGGAUACGGCUUGGCAUACGACUUAUCUAAGAUCCCAACCAGUAUAAAAGGAUAUACUUUGGGAGCCAGAACAGCUGUGAGGUUUAAGCCAAUACAGAAGGAAGUGACACCUGCUGCAGGCAUGUACCAGAAAGUAAGUCCUCAGCAGGAGAAACACAAACAAAAUUUUGCUCCAUUUAAUGUCUUGGUGCCUCGAUUUAAGAACUACCCAAAGGACACUUACUAUCCCAGCCCUGGCGCAUACAACCCAGAGAAGAAGCCACCUCCAAAAAUUGCCUGGCCAAUGAAAUUUGGAUCUCCAGACUGGGCUCAGGUUCCAUGUCUACAGAAAAGGACCCUAAAAGCUGAGCUGUCCACAGACAAAGACUUUAGAAAGCAUCGGAACCGUGUGGCCUACCUAAGCCUGUAUUAUAAUUGAGCAGCUGUGACUACCUUCACAUGCUCCUAUUAUACACAGACUCUCCAGGACUGAGGACAGAACUGCUCUUCUUCUUCUGCAUUACUGUGCCCCCUUGUCUGGCAGCCUGGAGCCCAGGGAGGGACAAGGGGCUUAUAGCUGCUGUAUGAGAACAUAAAGACUAGUGCACAGUGCUAUCUCCAUCUACUGGCUUGUGGCAUACAUGGGCGCGUCUGGGUCUGUGGGUUCCUGUUGGGUGCUGAGUUGGGUGAUUUCAUUUUAAUGAAAUAUUUGUGGGCCCCUGCUCUCUAGUUCUAAUUGCCAGGUGACAAUUUUAUAUAUUCUACCACUAGCUCUGGUCAUAGGAGACUGUUAGCCUGUGCAUAUCAAGGGUUUGGAUGGGAUUUGGGCUUACGAGAUACAGAAAACACUUAAGGCAGAUUAAAACAUGUAUUGGAGCUCUUCUAAUUCUGUUCCUCAGUAUGGAGUGGGAAGGUCUUGAUUUGAUUGGCUUUCCCAGAUUGACAUAAAACUCAAAAACUAAAAAAUUGCCCCUUUCCUACGACAUCAUCCAUUUAGUCUGUGAGUCAACAUAUAUACUGAGGUCCUACUAUGUGUUGAGCAGAGCAGUAAGCACUGGGGAUAUGGCAGGAAUCAAAAUAAACUUAUCUACUAAGUCCUUGGGCCUGGCCUGAAGUCAGAGGAGGACUCCCCAGAGCAGCUAGUGGAUUGGGUUUGCCCUCCAAUCCGAAUGACCCCCUAGAACCUUACAAGUCAUUCUGGAGUUACAAAGGUCAUAACUUUAUAGCCCCAGACUGACUUGUAAGCAGCUAUGUUUAAAGUACUUACCCAGACUCUCGGGCCUGAGAGGUAGACCCCUUUCCUUCCAGCACUAGCUGAAAUCAUCAGUAUAGAUUUGUCCAGGAUUGGCACUAAAUAUGAUCUAAUCUUUUAAGAAGAGGGUCCUUUAGUACCCACUUAGGCUUCUUCGUAAUUACCAGAAAGGUGGUAAGCCUGCAUGUGUCUGGACACCAAAAAUCGAGAAGCUGCCAGUGGCUGCAGGACAGCCUACUGUAACCCUCAUGGCCACCCCCUGAUGAGCAUUAGCUGGGGAAAGGGCUAGCAAGAGGUGAAGCCUCCUGGCCAUAUGAUGCUGUGGGGGGCCUAAUUCCUUAAAGGCCAAGGUCUUCUGAAACAAUAAUGGUGAAGGACAGAAAAGUCUUUAUGAGAAAUCACAUAGGACAUAUUAAGAUAAUGAUAAAGAUAACCUCAGCAAAAACAUACCUAAUAUAUACACUUCUUUUAAUCUGAUGAUUUAAUGAUUUCUGUUAUCUUGUCAAGAAGUAUUCAUGACUUGAGAUAAGUCAGGAUUAACUCUUAUCACCUCUCCUGCACACCUCCCUCCUUUUUCUCCUUUGUACCCACACGUGCAGAUUUUUUCAGAGGUGAUAAUUUAGCAUUCAAUGUUUUCUCUUUUUCUGCUUCAGUGUCUUAGGUCCCUUUGGAGGAUAUUGAUGAGGGUGGGGGUGGGGACAGAACAUCUUUCACACUGUUUAGUAUAUACGCUCAAAGCUUUUCCCAGGGAAGGGAACUCUCUAACAUAGUAAUCUGAUUUGAUGAAAGAUAAAAUUUUAAUAUAGCUUCAGUUAACCUUCAGGGUCCUUGAAAGCACUACAUUGUAUAUAAAAGUAAUAAAGUACAAAUGAACCC